This is a messenger RNA of Monoraphidium neglectum, 666 nucleotides long. RefSeq lists its product as hypothetical. Bases 1 to 666 code for a protein of 221 amino acids. Gene Ontology annotation, cellular component: nucleus. The transcript has 4 exons. NCBI's taxonomy places the organism in Eukaryota, Viridiplantae, Chlorophyta, Chlorophyceae, Sphaeropleales, Selenastraceae. The record is from RefSeq and is a predicted model, not a curated record.
AUGCGUGUGCGCCCGCUCGCAUGGGUGCACUCGCGCCACGGCGAGGGCCGCAAGCUGGGCGCCACCAUCCGGCAGGUGCUCGAGAACAGGGUGGGCCAGGUGGCGGACGCGCCAGAGGUCCAGCACGCGCUGCAGGCGCGGUCCGCGAUCGCGUCCCGCUCGUACCACCGCUUUUUCGAGCUGUACGCGUCGGCGCCCAACCUCGGGCGCGCGCUGCUGGACGUGCACGUGCCGUCGAUGCGCUGGCACGCGCUCAACGCGCUCGCGCGCGCGUUCCGCCCCGGCGUCCCGCUGCGCGCGCUCGCGGAGGCGGCCGGCUUCGCCGCGCGGCCGUCUGCGGCGGCCGCCGCUGCGGAGCGGCGGGAGCGGGAGCGGGAACGCAGCCGCGGCGGCGGCGGCGGCGGGCCGCUGCCGGGGCGCGGGAGCGUGGUGUUUGAUGGGGACUAUGCGGCGGUGGAAGACGAGGGGGCGGGGCUGGCCGCAGCGGAGGAGUGGGCGCUAUCAUGUGGCGCGGUCAUCGUGGAUGGCCCCGGCGGCGAGCGGCUGCUUGACGGCAAGGCCUCCUGCGGUCGCGGCGUGCUGCACGCGCCCCCUGAGAAGGGCAAGGUCGCCCACGGCGACGUCAACCUCGAUAUCCACGACUUCCUCGCCAAGAUCGCUGCCUAA